This is a messenger RNA of Pyrus x bretschneideri (Chinese white pear), 1730 nucleotides long. RefSeq lists its product as uncharacterized. Gene Ontology annotation, biological process: nucleobase-containing compound metabolic process. Lineage: Eukaryota; Viridiplantae; Streptophyta; Magnoliopsida; Rosales; Rosaceae. The transcript is spliced from 8 exons. Gene Ontology annotation, molecular function: 3'-5' exonuclease activity; nucleic acid binding. Bases 1 to 1578 code for a protein of 525 amino acids. The record is from RefSeq and is a predicted model, not a curated record.
AUGGAUCCACAAAGGCCCCUCAAUAUCCAACUAGUUUCAUCCACCGACUCACCCGAGUUCACUAACUUAACUCGGUCUCUGACUCGCUGUAGAAUCAUUGCGCUCGAUGCCGAGUGGAAGCCCAUCCGCACCCGCACCCCCCAGUCGUCUUUCCCGACCGUCCUCCUCCUCCAACUCGCCUGUCAACUAGGUUCCCGACUCGGCGGAGACUCGGACGAGUCGGACGACUCAGUCGUCUUCCUGCUUGACCUGUCAACCAUUCAUCUGCCGUCGGUCUGGGAGUUGUUGAGGGACGCAUUCAUUUCCCCCGAUAUUCUGAAACUGGGUUUUCGAUUUAAGCAGGAUUUGAUAUACUUGUCCUCCACCUUCAGCUCCAAUGGCUGCGAACCUGGGUUCGACAGGGUGGAGCCAUUUAUGGAUAUUACGAGCAUGUACAAUCACCUGCAGCACAAGCAACAUGGAAGGAAGGCCUCCAAGCAAAUCAAGAGUUUAGCAAGUAUUUGCAAAGAAGUCCUUGGAAUUUCUCUUACAAAGGAACUCCAAUGUAGUGAUUGGUCAUGUCGUCCUCUUACAGAAGAGCAGAAAACAUAUGCAGCAAUGGAUGCACACUGCUUGAUUGAGAUAUUCAAUGUCUUCCAAGCCAAAGUCAUCAAGGAAGGGAAACUAGUUCGCCAUCCCUCUGAACCUCAUCCCCCAACUGUGACUCUUGGGUUGAAAGUGGUUUUUGAGAAGCUUUAUAUAUGUAGUAAAAUUGUAAGGAUGAAAGUUCAUGAAGCUAUAGAUAUAGCCCGAGCUACUGCUUCUUAUGUAUCUCCUAAUAUAGUUACGGAAAAGGGAAUGACAUUGAGGUUAGGGCAUAGGAAUACCCUUCCCAUGGAUGAAUACCUCUUGAAGGUUGUAAACGAAUAUGGGGAGAAAAUUUUGUUGAAAGAAUCAGACAAAACGGCCAAAACUUCUAAAAGAAAAGCAAAAGGACGGUCAUCAGAGGGUUUGAUUUGUAAUGAAAAGCAAGGACAGAGUUUUGAAGAUUGGCAAGGUCCCCCACCAUGGGAUUUGGCCUUGGGGGGUGAUGGACAACCGAAGUUUCUAUGUGACGUGAUGGUCGAAGGCUUAGCUAAACAUUUAAGAUGUGUAGGGAUCAAUGCCGCAAUCUCGUAUUCAAAAAAGCCUGAACCCAGGCAGCUAAUAGAUCAAGCAAAUAAAGAGAAGAGAGUGCUGUUGACGCGGGAUGCCAAGCUGCUGAGACAUGAUUAUCUAAUAAACAAUCACAUCUAUAGGGUGAAGAGUCUUCUCAAGAACGAACAGCUACUUGAGAUAAUCGAAACUUUCCAACUGAAAAUUAGUGAGGAUCAGCUAAUGUCAAGAUGCACCAAAUGCAAUGGUAGGUUUAUUCAAAAGCCCUUGACGACUGAAGAGGCUGUUGAAGCUGCGAAAGGUUUCCAAAGAAUUCCUAACUGCUUGUUUAACAAGAAUCUAGAGUUUUGGCAGUGCAUGGACUGCAACCAACUUUACUGGGAGGGAACUCAAUACCACAAUGCAGUCCAGAAGUUCAUUGAUGUCUGCAAGUUGAAUGAGUAAAUUGAAGGUGAUAAACGUUGUGCACUAGGGUUUCAUUGGCCCCAUAUGUUGCCACUCAUACAAUUUUUAUGCCUUCUUUUAAUAUUUGUUUUAUUUUUCGCUAUAAAAUAUUCAUGCUGAACUGUUUCAAGUAAUGUAUUUUGUCAUCCACA